GCGACGCUUCCGCCGCGGUCGCUCAUGCCACACUCCCACAGACUAUAGGAGAUCGCGAUCGCGAUAACGGAACAACCGAAACUUGCGAUGCCAAACUUGUCAAGUUAAAUUAAUGAUGUGUUCAGUGUGUGAAGAGAAAAGUGUGGCGGUUAGGUUGAGGUGAGCUCGCGAUGCGCCGCGUGCCGCGGUCUGUCGCGCGAUGAUCGCGCGUCGCACGCGUGGCGCGCGUUCCUGUCGCCUGCACGCGCGUCCUGUCGCGCGCCUUUUGAUCAUUCCCAUAGUAUUCACUAUCGCAAGAGCACAGAGCGAACGUCUGAGCGCGUUCGACCGGCUGGAGAACGUCACUCACACCGUCACGAGGAUCCUGGACGGCUACGACAUCAGGCUUCGGCCCAACUUCGGGGGCGACCCGCUGUUUGUAGGGAUGGAUUUAACAAUCGCAAGUUUUGACGCGAUUUCAGAAGUCAAUAUGGAUUACACAAUAACACUGUACCUUAAUCAAUAUUGGAAAGAUGAAAGGCUAGCCUUCGGGCUCCCAGACGAGGUUUUGACAUUGUCUGGUGACUUCGCCGAUAAGAUUUGGGUUCCGGACACUUUCUUUGCUAACGACAAAAAUAGUUUCCUGCACGACGUGACCGAGCGCAACAAGCUGGUCCGGCUCGGCGGGGACGGCAGCAUCACGUACGGCAUGCGGUUCACAGCCACCCUUGCCUGCAUGAUGGACCUCCACUACUACCCACUCGACAGCCAGAACUGCACCGUCGAGAUUGAGAGCUAUGGUUAUACAGUGUCAGACGUGGUGAUGUACUGGAAGGAGACGCCUGUACGAGGAGUCGAAGACGCUGAGCUGCCACAGUUCACUAUACUGGGCCACGAGACUAAUGACAGGAAGGAGAAACUAGCGACAGGCAUAUACCAGCGGCUCUCGUUGAGCUUCAAGCUGCGCAGGAACAUCGGCUACUUCGUGUUCCAGACCUACCUGCCUAGCAUCCUUAUUGUCAUGCUGUCCUGGGUUUCAUUCUGGAUCAACCACGAGGCCACCUCUGCAAGAGUCGCGUUGGGCAUAACAACUGUACUGACGAUGACGACAAUAAGCACUGGAGUGCGCAGCAGUCUUCCGCGCAUCUCCUACGUUAAAGCCAUCGACAUAUACCUCGUCAUGUGCUUCGUGUUCGUGUUCGCCGCUUUGCUGGAGUACGCAGCAGUCAACUACACGUACUGGGGCGCGCGGGCAAGGAAGCGCGCCAAGUUAAAGAACAGGGACUUGUCCACUAGCACGAGUAUGGAGAAGGACUUGAAGUGUUCUGGUUCUAGAUCACCAGAAGAAAUAAUAGCCCUUCGGGAGUGCACUAGCAGUACAGGGCGAGUGUCUCCUCUUCUGGGGCUCCGGUCCAAGCCGCUGCCGGUGACGGCAGGAGCUCCGCCCUCGCUGAGGUUGCAGCGAGACCACACACAUCUACGAUACCGAAACCGACCACACUCAAGGAACUCUAAAAAUGGUUCCACUGGCAAACCUAAGAUGAUGCACGCCCUCCGUCGCGGCGCCACCGUCAUCAAGGCCUCUAUGCCCAAGAUCCGAGACGUCAAUGUCAUAGACACGUACUCCCGCGUCAUCUUCCCCGUCUGCUUCCUCCUCUUCAACGCCGUCUACUGGGUAUUUUACAUAUUUGACUGAAGCUAAUGUUACAAGUUGAAUGGUGGCUACCGUUUGGCUGGCUAACAGCGAUAGCGCAACAUCAGGGUUUAUGUGUAACAAAAUCUAUCACAUAUGAUGUACGUUGCAGUUCGUUAAGCGAAUUAUUUGUAUUAUUGUAAGGACUAGUUUAAAAUUAAAGCAAUACGAUAUAAAAAUCAUUAAAUACAAAAUGGAAGUCCCAUCGACAAGUGAAAGCAUUUAAUAUUAUUAUUUCCAAAAAGUGUUCAUUUAUUUAUUGAACACCACCUGUGAGAUGAGCUAUGCAAAUAUUUUUAUAACAUUAAAUAAAUUAUUAAGUGUACAUGGCGUGCCAAAAAUGAGGUCAAGUUAGAUUUUCUGUAGACUUCAACGUCAUAGUAGAUAUAGCAUAUCGCAAUGUUAUGAUAACGAAACUGCCAAAAUCAUAACCUAAUUAAGCGCAACAAAAAUUCGUUUUGAUGCUUCUUUUUAUGAAUUAUCUGUCCUACUAGAUAUCAAUUGUUCUAUAAAUAAAAAGAACAUAUAAUAAAGAAACUUUAAGUAUUAUUAAAAUAGAUAAGGACGUACUUAUGUAACAGUCUUUGCAAUGUUAAAGUAUUUCAAGUAUUAGUAGGUAUGAUCGGCGGAUUACAACACGAAAAUAACCUAAAAGCAAUGAACUAUUUCGUUAAUCUAAGUACGUAUUUGAAAUGUACAUUAGGUGUUCCAAUUCGUUGUAAAUAAUAUAAUAAAUCUAUCUUUAUAGCAUGGACGUUGUGGAGAACUGUAGUUAAAUUGAUGUUUACAUUAGAAAAUGAUUGCAAGCCAAUAGUUUAUGAUAAGAAACGUUGUAAAAAUAAAGUUUAUUAUCGAUUGUUUGUAGUUUUAUUAUAACGACGCCCCCACACUAUCGGCGAACUCGGACAAGAUGAACAGAACUUUGCAGUUUGUACGUGUACUUUUAUUUACUGUAAUUGAAAACCAGCAAUGUAUACCGAAUCUGCCAAAGUUGGACAAACUAGUCCGCGAU
Molecule: messenger RNA, 2684 nt
Organism: Plodia interpunctella (Indianmeal moth)
Lineage: Eukaryota; Metazoa; Arthropoda; Insecta; Lepidoptera; Pyralidae
Gene: Lcch3
Product: Ligand-gated chloride channel homolog 3
Exons: 10
Coding region: 200-1675 (491 amino acids)
Biological process (GO): signal transduction; nervous system process; regulation of membrane potential
Cellular component (GO): neuron projection; plasma membrane; synapse
Molecular function (GO): extracellular ligand-gated monoatomic ion channel activity; neurotransmitter receptor activity; chloride channel activity
Source: RefSeq, a predicted model, not a curated record